AUGAUCACCAUGUGGAUCGUGACGUCCAACAACUCGAGCCGCGAACUCUCGCUGGGACAAAUUAUGCUGAGCUGCCUGACACCGUGGCUCCUGCCCGUCAUCACCAGCUGCAUUGGGCUGAUUGAAGGCCUAUACGUACCGGCGUCGAGCAACUGGUGCUGGCUCAAGCAGGAACCCACCUACCUGCGCUACGUCCUCACCCACGGCUGGCGGUUUGCCAUCAUCGCCGCCGUCCUCUGCAUGUGCAUCUAUAUCCAGAUCCACAUCCGUCGCCACGCGCGUAUGAUGAGCCAGAUGGUGCAAUCCGAGGAGGUGCAGGGCUGGCGGGAGGCGAACAAGCGGAAUCUGGACGAGAAGAUGGGCUAUGAUAUCGAGAUGCAGACGACUACCUCCGACGGCUCCGCGCCCUCGUCCUCUUCAACCCGCGGCGACGGCCAUGUCUGCCGCUGCUCCGAGAACACGUUCGAGGAGAUCGUCCCCCUCCCGCCGAGCCCGACGCCUUACCAGACCAAGAUGGACCGGCUGCGCGGCGCCAUCACCCGGCCGCCGCCGGACCCGCAGAACGUGGCCAUCCUACGCUCGCAGGGCAAGAGGGACCACCAGCUGUCGAUCCAGCGCGCGAUGCUGCUGCACGCCUACCCCAUCUUCUGGAUCGUGCUGUGGAUCCCGGGCAUCGCUAUGCGCAUCACGCAGGCCUCGGGCGGCAAAUCGCGCUUCCUCGAGUUUGCACAGUCGAGUACGCAGUUCAUCGGCUUCGCGAACGCGCUGACGUUCGGCUGGAACGAGAAGAUUGGGCAGCAGCUACAAGCGAAGAUACGGCGGAACUUUGGGAAAUGA
Drepanopeziza brunnea f. sp. 'multigermtubi' MB_m1 is the source of this 837-nucleotide messenger RNA. RefSeq lists its product as uncharacterized. Gene Ontology annotation, molecular function: G protein-coupled receptor activity. The record is from RefSeq and is a predicted model, not a curated record. Gene Ontology annotation, biological process: adenylate cyclase-activating G protein-coupled receptor signaling pathway. Gene Ontology annotation, cellular component: plasma membrane. NCBI's taxonomy places the organism in Eukaryota, Fungi, Ascomycota, Leotiomycetes, Helotiales, Drepanopezizaceae.